UUAAUGUGUUAAUUGAAAGUUUGUUAUCACAAAUGUCAUACAUCUCCAGUUAAUAUUUUUUCUACAAAAAAAAAAAAAAUAUAUAUUUAUAAGCAAAAUGUGAUUUAUUUGUUUAAAGAAAAUAUUGAGAAUUAAACUAUUGAAAAACACAAUUUGCAAAUUAGUUAUUAAGUGCUGAAUUGAAAUAGUUUAGAGAAAACUUAGUUGGAAAACCGCCUAAAAAAUACAAUUGCCUUUUUUUUAUAACACGGCAAAUUAGAAAAAUUGUGUGAUUUUGUGUGUGUGUUAAGAGCAAAGAAAAAGCAGAGCAAAGCAGACAGUGUCAAAACUCCAAAAUAAGCUAUGGAACAGGACUCCACUGAAAUGCAUCUAAGUAGAAUACGUGAUGUGAAAGAAUUGGCUGUUCUCAAUGAUGAAGCGCGUGACGUUGUUAAGGAAGAAGUCAUACUUGAAAGUUCCGGCCAUCAGCUGGAAACCAAAGUGCAUAUGGUAACAUCAUCAAAUGAAAAUAGUGGAGGCAGCGGUGGCAAUGUUGUUUCCGUACCCGUUUCCCUGCCCAUAGGUUCCAUGAUUGCUGGCACCGCUUUCAAUGUCAUCUCACCCGAUCAUUUACCGCAUUUCAAACAGAUGCUGUGCGUCGAUAACAAUGGUUAUAUAUCCAGCGGUGCGGUUGUGGGCAGUGUUGGUGGUGACCUCAAAACGAUUGUCAUACAACAGCAACAGCAAAGUGAUUCGGUUGGCAUGAAUCACGAUGGCUCCGGCAGCAAUAACAGUCAUGACAGCACCGUCACCGGUGAUCAAAUGAUGCAUGGCUCCGGUUGCGGUUCAGCAUCGGGUGUCAGUUGGUCGGAAACAGCUCACAUGGAAAUAUUUCCCAUACGCUGUAAGACGACCAGUGCUGAGCUAUAUCGCAGUAAGUUGGGUUCGGGCGGUCGAGGUCGCUGUGUUAAGUACAAAGACAAAUGGCUGACGCCUAGUGAAUUUGAGCAGACCUGUGGUCGUGGCUCGAGUAAGGAUUGGAAACGUUCCAUUAAAUACGGGGGCAAAUCGUUGCAGUCACUUAUAGAUGAGGGCACCCUGACACCGCAUGCCACCAAUUGCAGUUGUACCGUUUGUUGUGAUGAUGAAGCGGCAUCGGGACCCGUACGUCUAUUUACACCAUACAAACGUCGAAAGCGAAAUCAAACAGAUAAUGAUGGUGAAACUGGUGGUCCAAAACGUAAACGUAAUACUAACAAUAACAAUAAUAACAAUAAUAAUAACAACAAUAUUAUGAAUAACACUGAACCACCACAACACACCACAACGGUGGUCGAUGAUAAUAAUAUGUUUUUAACGGAAGAUAACAUUACCUCCAAGGAUGAACCGUGGCCAACACUUAACGAUAGCCUCGACACAUCAACCGAGCUAGUAGAUCAAACACAAAUCUGUAAUGCAUACGAUAGAGAAACGUUUGUAGUGAACAUAAAUGAUCCGGGGCCAAUUGCAUUGCUAGACAAUAGUCAGACAAUGAAAACACUCGAGAAUGUUUAUUGCACAAUGGUCAAAGCCACUAAUGAUUUUAAGCGUAUUCUAACCGACUUAAAGAAUACGUACGAUCGUAAAAUCGAAAUAUUACAGAAGGAACGCGAUGCUGCGGUGGCAGCAAUGCGCGUACAAGUACAUACAGACAUUGAUGAUCCGAAUAUAGCGGGUGCAUUACAUGGCAACGAAGUUAUAUCAGCUAAGAAGUGCGCUAAUUGUAAUCGUGAAGCAUUGGCAGAAUGCUCAUUAUGCCGAAAGACUCCCUAUUGUUCCGAAUUUUGUCAACGAAAGGAUUGGAAUGCCCAUCAAGUUGAAUGUACAAGAAAUCCAGCCCCGGCUGCAACACAACAAAUUAUGCUCCUAGUAGACGAGCAAUCCUAAAUGAAUUAAAAUUGUACAUAAAAAUUAAUUAAACAUAAAACAAACAAAAAAACCAACAACCGAUAAACAAUUUAACAAAACAUUAAAGUAAAACAAAAAA
Molecule: messenger RNA, 2005 nt
Organism: Lucilia sericata (common green bottle fly)
Lineage: Eukaryota; Metazoa; Arthropoda; Insecta; Diptera; Calliphoridae
Gene: Deaf1
Product: deformed epidermal autoregulatory factor 1
Biological process (GO): regulation of transcription by RNA polymerase II
Cellular component (GO): nucleus
Molecular function (GO): DNA binding; DNA-binding transcription factor activity, RNA polymerase II-specific
Source: RefSeq, a predicted model, not a curated record